GCCAAACAGGCUGCGUUAGCUUCACUGUAAUGACGUUAGCCUCUUGGAUGUUUUUUUUCCGCCGUUAAUGAGUUUGGAUACCGGGGACCGACAUCCAUGAACCUCUCCGGUCAUCUGAAGCACAACCACGGUGACCUCCACGAAGUCAGCUCAGCGUCCUCCGGGCGAUCCUUAAGGAAGUGGUGACCCUGCCUACCGGACACGCUGCUUCUCCUGCCCUCCCCCCAACUCUGCCCCCCCACCCACUGUCCUGAUUGGGUCUCCGUGCUGCCGGCGGUGGAUUGGAGCACUCUGAUUGAAGGCUUUGCGAGGUGGUUUUUCGGUCUGGCGCCGCCUCCCCCCGGGGCCGGCGUGCGCUCCCAGCAGCCCGUGGUGCCCUGCGCCCCUCCCUCCCCAUCACUGCACAACAGAGCCCAUGCCCAAGGAGGAGGCGCGGUGCGUCCGCCAGGAGCCAUGUGCCUCCCUCACACCAACAACAUGGACAACAAGUUACAGGGGGCGGGGCAGGGGGGAGGGGCUGCACUUCGACCACGGGCAGGAGGCGUUCCACUGGAGCCCUUCGUACACCAGGUGGGGGGUCACACCAGUAUGAUGCGUUAUGAUGACCACACGGUGUGUAAGCCUCUGAUCAGCAGAGAGCAGCGCUUCUACGAGUCUCUGCCUCCAGAGAUGAAGGAGUUCACUCCGGAGUAUAAAGGUGUCGUGCUGGUUUGUUUCGAAGGCGACUCUGACGGCUACAUCAACCUGGUGGCCUACCCCUACGUGGAGAGCAACAUGGAGGGAGGAACGGCGGAGCACGAGGAGCGCGACCCUUCAGAGAGGGAGCAGCCGAGGAGGAAACACUCCCGGCGCAGCCUCCAUCGCUCCUCGUCCUCCUCUGAACACAAGGAGGAGCGGCCCGACAGGAGGGAGGCGCACGACUCCGACACUUCUGACAAUCUUGGAGAGCUGAAGAGUCCCAGACUCGACCCAAAGAUCCACUCCGACGUUCCCUUCCAGAUGUUGGACUGGAACAGCGGUCUGAGUUCAGAGAAGAUCAGUCACAACCCCUGGAGCCUCCGCUGCCACAAACAGCAGCUCAGCCGCAUGAGGUCCGAAUCCAAGGACCGAAAACUCUUCAAGUUUCUGUUGUUGGAGAAUGUGGUUCACCACUUCUCUUACCCCUGCAUCCUGGACCUGAAGAUGGGCACCAGGCAGCACGGAGACGACGCUUCCGAGGAAAAGGCGGCCAGGCAGAUGAAGAAAUGUGAACAGAGCACUUCAGGGACGCUGGGGGUCAGAGUGUGUGGCAUGCAGGUGUACCAGCUGAACACCGGUCACUACCUCUGCAGGAACAAGUACUACGGCCGCGGCCUGUCGAUCGAAGGCUUCCGUCAGGCUCUCUACCAGUACUUGCACAACGGAAAGGGUCUGAGGCAGGACCUCUUUGAGCCGAUCCUGAAUAAGCUUCGCAGCCUGAAGGCGGUGCUGGAGAGGCAGGCGUCCUAUCGCUUCUACUCGUCUUCACUGCUCAUCAUCUAUGAGGGAAAGGAACCUGAGGUCCUCAGCUCUGGGCAGCAUGCAGCCUCGCACCAGAAGAAUCCUGCGGCCCCCGCCGAGCCCUACUGUGGCCCCGGCCCCCACGCGCCUCCGGCCCCAGACGCUCCCUGUGCAACGGACAUGAGCCAGAACCCAGACCCGGGGUCACUGUCCUCUCAGGGACCUGGACUGAUGGCCACGCCCUCCCCCUCCCCUCGUCCUCCCCCACAGGCGCCACCCUCCAAGUCAGACUGCCACUCCUCCCUCCCCCCUCACCCCUCGCCCCACCCCCCCCCCGCCCCCUCCCCCCCCCCCCCCCCCCCUAAUUUCCUUCUCCCCUCCUCCCGCCGCCCAGCGGAGGUGGGACAUGAUGUACGUAUGAUCGACUUCGCUCACUCCACCUUCAAGGGUUUCCGUGGUGACACGGCGGUGCACGACGGGCCAGACCGGGGCUACGUGUUCGGACUGGAGAGCCUGGUCCAGAUCCUGGAGAGCCUGCGGGACGACAACCUGCCGUAGCUCCAAACAAACACACACACACACACAUACACACACAUGCACACACAGCUUGUUCAGUUCAGGUCGCACAGUCGGUGCAGGUCGUGCUGCACUGUUGUAAAAACACUCAGACGGUUUGGCUGUAAAUAUGAAACAAGGUUCUUCGGGACGUCUACAGUCGAGCAGUUACUAUAGCAACAGCCAGGAGGUGGGACAGUGGAGCUGAAAUGGCUGCAACUUCAAGCUGAUAUGGAGAACCUCUGAGGCUCUACACAAUGUACACAACACACACACACACACACACACAUUUGUACUUCUAUACUUGUGAGGACCUGCAUUGAUUUAAUGCAUUCCCAGCCCCUAACCCCGACCUGAACCAUCACAACUAACCAUCACAGUCUCACUUUAAAGUCCUCCUCCGCUUGGAAAUAUGUUUAUCUUACUGUUACUUCAGCUGGAUGUUUGAUGUUCUCUGUGCAGAGAGAUGUAUGAUCAGAGUUUGAAUCCAGAAGUUUGUUUUCACAUUCGUCUGCCGAAAGUUUCUCUGAGCUCUCUGCAGAUCUGAGUUUAUUUUAAAGGGAUACUUCAGAUCUUUUUUGAAGUUGGGUUGUAUGAAGCAGUUAUCUAAAGUCAGUGUAUUACAAACAGUAGAUUGCAGUUGGAAGGUCCUCAGUUUGGAGAAGCAGGCUGGAGUCCGACACAGAAGCUAAGCAGUGUACUGCUGUGGAUGGGGUCAGCAACAAAACGAACUUUAGCCACCUGAAAAAGUCAGACCAAAAAGUCUGUUUUCGCUAUAUUGAGUAUUUUCACCACUUAACUUUGAUGUCAGACAGCAGUUUCUAACAGGAAAUUAUAUUGCUCUCCUUAAGCCAAACUCCACUGAGAAAAACAGUGAUUUAACAUCCGUGAACACAGGAGCUGCAGGUCUGCCUCUGCGCAGAUCAGAUUAGUUUGUUUGUUUCGUUGUGCGACUUUGACAUUUAAAGUGGUUUGUCAUCAAAGUCACACAAUAACACAACCUAACUGAUCGAAGCAGCUGCAGACCAGCAGCUCCUGUUUUCAGUAAACAAAAAUUACUGUUUUUCUCAGUGGAGUCUGGUGGCUUUGACAAAAGAGUUGAUGUGGAACUGAAGCGAUUACCAACUUCCUGUUGGAACGUGUUGUCUGACCAAAAGAUAAAGCGCUGAAAAAACUCUCAAUAUAAUGUGAACAUAAAAUGAUAUCAAGUUCUUUACGUGGGACUUUUUUGGGCUGUGUUUUUAUUGCUGACAAACUGGAGGCGUGCUGAGUGAAAUCUCCUGUAUGUGAUAUACUGAGUAUAGAUAAGUACCACAUACAGCCCCACUUCAAAAACACUGAACUAUCCCUUUAAUAUAGAAUCAGUUAUUGAAUGUGCAAACAGCUUUCCGUCUGCACGGUGAAGCUCAAACAUCCAAAUAAAGUAACAGUGAACAGAACACACUUCAGAGUGGAGCGACACUUGAACCAAAACACCAAGUCAGAUUGAGCGAUGUGAGGACCGGCCAAAAAUGUCGCCACUCCCAAUGUCCAAAACUCAUAUUGGUCCUCGCCAAGAUAGACGAACAAGAGCACACACACACACACACGCUCAAACACACAUCCUGGGAACGGUUGUCUGUGGAGUUUGACAGCACAGUGGGACAGAGCGUCCUCUCUGAACGACCAAUCAGCUGAUCCCAGGGGCCGCCCUCUGAAGCUGGCCAACACUCACGUUACCCCCCUCCCCCGUCCUCCCUCCCCGCCUCUCCUCCUCUUCACUCCUCUUUCUCUACAGAAACCAAACCUGAACAGGUGAACUGACUCUUUUAGCGUUACCUUGGCAACGCACUCCGAAACACAUCCAAGCAAUAGAUGGCGAUGAAAGACGGCAACUUUUUUCUUCAGCAGUGCAGAGCGCGGCAUCGCCGGCAGGGAGAACGGCGGUGAAGUGCAACUUAGACGUAGGCUUUAAGGAGAGAAUAUAGAUAAUUUCGAAAACGCUGUGUGUCCGUUUUUGGGGCUUAAUUGAAAAACGUUAGUAGUCGGUGUCCUGUAAAAUCAUCCUCUGGGUUAUUGUGUAAUAUCGAAAGCAUAAGUGUCACUUUCCCAAACCUGGUCUGCUGAUAUUUUUAUUAUUGUCAACAAAUCCCGUAAAAAAAGACUCGAGAUCGUAAUUAAUUGAUUUCACAAACAAGUUUAUCCAAAGUAUAAAAAUUUCUUUCUCUUCGUUGUCCAAAAAAAUAUUAAAAACACUAGUUUAUUUUUAUACUUUAUUUUGACACAAUUCCAAAUACACUAUACUAGUGCAACAAGUGUGGAUUAAUCCGCCGCUGAAACUAGUCCCCCAUAAAUGCACUAUUUCCUCCUGUUUCAGUAACGUUUGAUAGAAACUGCAGUGACCAUCUGUUUUAGGAAGUUACUGAGCCUUUUAAACAUGAGAUUACGUUAUUUUUAUGAUACAAAUUAUUUGGGGUAUUUUAUUAAAGAGCUGACAGAGACGAGAUGACUGGAAACCUCUGGACAGACUCUAUCUGGGGAUGUGUGGUUUGUGGUUUGCGCCUUAACCCCUCGACCACCAGGGCGUCCCUGAAUGUUUCUUUAUUCGUGACUUUGCAAACAGCAGUGGACAAAACAAUCUUCCCUCAGCGUUCUUUGAACAGCUGCUCUGGAGCUGCUUAUCUAGUUGAUGUUCAAAUUGUCAUCUGUUUUAAAGCUUUGAAGACUUUUCAGCCAUGUUGUCUUUUAAAGAUCAAAACCUCCAGAACAGCUGCUAAUAACUGUUUCUUUUUGCUGUCCCCGAACUUUAAAUCUCUACUUUUAAAACAACAUGGACGAGAACUCCUUAAAAGGGAACUACGCUCCUUUUCAAAAUUCCUACAUGUACUUCUUACGGUUUAAGUCAGUCCAAAAUUAUAAGUAAACAAGGAGAACCCUCUUCAAAAUCCAAAAACUAGAGUGCGUAAACUCAAAUCUGAUGUCAGAGGGUUAACGUCUGGAGCUGCUCCACAGAGAGUGAACUGGGACACUGAGAGCACCAGGGGAACGUUCUGAGUAUGUGGGAACAUUUUCUGUUUCGCAGUCGUGAACUUUGCAACAGAAUUAAGCUCAUUUGGGAAUAAAAAAAAGAAAACAAACAGUGGCUCCACCAAAUCAGACUCCUGUUCAAUGUCUAUGGAGAAGCUCAUGAAAGUUUGAGGCUUCUUUAUGCAUUUUUACUCAGAACCAAACGACGGCGGCGUCAUGCUGCUGCAGUGAGUGAUUAUAGACCCAAUCCUGCAAUCAAAAGAGGCGUGACGUGUAACACAAAGGCGUCGGCCUCUGGUCUGACAUAAAACAUGUGGUGGCAGAGAUCUAUAAACACAACAAUGGGAUUAACGUGUCAAUCACAAUCAUUCAGUCUCCGUUAUAUGAUCUUGCCCUCUGCUCGGAGAUAAAGGAGCUUCUGGAUCUUAAAUUUUUCCCAGUUUGUGGAUUUACAGCUGCUGUUCUUCUUCUGCUUGGAGCUACUUUUUAAAUCUCAAGCAGUGGGCAAAACGUCACACUCACCCCACCGAUGGUCACCUCUUCCUGGUUUUACGUUUUACACAGACCUCGUUUCGGUGCUGUUUCUGUCUCCAUUCCCGGCUCGCAGUCAGACCUUAUUUACUGAACGGCGAGGCAGAAUAACGGCACGUUUUUCCUGCAUCAAACAGGCAGCGUAGAAGAGAGUAGCUCGUGUUCACAAAUAUUGAUUUAACUUUCCUCGGCCAAUAAAGAUAACAUAUUGCAGUUGUUAAUUUAGGUUAUGUUCCCCUUUAAAGUGCACGAAAAAAUAGAAAAAAUGGAUCAUUUGAUAUGGGAUUUUCUUUUUUUUAAUCAGCUUUGUAUCUGAGAGACAUUUUUACAGUUUCAUCUUCAGCAGGAACAAAUGAGGCUGAGAGCCGCACACAGGAAGUCAGACACGUUGUUGUUUUUGGGUCUUUUCGUGAAAUUUGUUGACAAUAAGAAAAAUACAGAAAAGUAUCAGCCUUCUUCUUUAAGUUAGGGCUGGGUGUUACGGUUGAAUAACAAGAAUAUUUAAUAAGAAGAAUAUUUUUCUUACGUAUAUUAUAUACACAUAUAUAUAUAUUAUGUGAUAAAAUCACAAUCUGCGCAAAAUCAUACAAAAUAAUCAAAUUCAUGUUCAUGACAGUGAACUGUGGAAAAAAUCCAUUUCAUUGACUUUUUCCAGGUUUUUAAUUAUAAUUUGCCUGGAAUCAUUCGACAUCAUUUUGUGAAACAUGGUGUGUUUAACCCCCUGAAACCUGGAUCCACAUCACUUUUCUUGUGCUGCAUUGAGAUGCCUUUCACAAUUUAACCCUUGA
Plectropomus leopardus (leopard coralgrouper) is the source of this 6359-nucleotide messenger RNA. RefSeq names its product inositol hexakisphosphate kinase 1 (gene ip6k1). Gene Ontology annotation, cellular component: cytoplasm; nucleus. Gene Ontology annotation, biological process: phosphatidylinositol phosphate biosynthetic process; inositol phosphate biosynthetic process. NCBI's taxonomy places the organism in Eukaryota, Metazoa, Chordata, Actinopteri, Perciformes, Serranidae. The record is from RefSeq and is a predicted model, not a curated record. Gene Ontology annotation, molecular function: inositol hexakisphosphate kinase activity.